UGCACUGCUUUCGUCUCCUGCUGGGACCGAGGGUGACCGAGGCUCGAGAUGCUGGCGAGGGUCGCUGCUCUGCGGAGAAUCGGCCUUAUCUGCGGCCCGGGCAGCAGGAGGGAGGUGUGGACCGGUUCCCGGCAGUCAGAUAAUGACAAUGUGAAGCCAUUGGAGGGUGUAAAAAUUCUGGAUCUGACAAGAGUACUGGCGGGACCUUUUGCUACAAUGAAUUUAGGAGAUCUUGGAGCAGAAGUUAUAAAAGUGGAAAGACCAGGAGCUGGUGAUGAUACACGAACUUGGGGACCACCUUUUGUGGGGAAAGAAAGUACUUAUUUUCUCAGUGUAAAUCGAAAUAAAAAAAGUAUAGCUGUUAAUAUCAAGGAUCCAAAAGGAGUGAAAAUCAUCAAAGAGCUUGCAGCUGUUUGUGAUGUAUUUGUGGAAAACUAUAUUCCUGGCAAACUGUCUGCAAUGGGCCUGGGAUACGAAGACAUAGACAAGAUUGCUCCUCACAUCGUCUAUUGUUCCAUCACAGGGUAUGGUCAGACAGGUCCACUGUCUCAGCGAGCUGGUUAUGAUGCUGUGGCCUCUGCUAUUUCUGGUCUGAUGAAUAUCACAGGGCCUGAGGAUGGAGAUCCAGUUCGUCCUGGAGUGGCUAUGACUGAUCUUGCCACUGGCCUGUAUGCAUAUGGAGCCAUUAUGGCUGGAUUGAUACAAAGAUAUAAGACUGGAAAAGGACUUUUCAUUGAUUGUAACCUACUGUCAUCUCAGGUGGCAUGUUUAACCCAGGUAGCUGCUAAUUAUCUUAUUGGCCAAAAAGAAGCAAAACGUUGGGGCACAGCUCAUGGCAGUAUUGUUCCUUACCAGGCUUUUAAAACCAAGGAUGGAUAUCUUGUAGUUGGAGCAGGAAAUAACCAACAGUUUGCCACCAUGUGCAAGAUCUUGAAUUUGCCUGAACUGAUUGAUGACUGCAAGUAUAAAACUAAUCACCUUAGAGUACAGAAUAGAAAGGAGCUUAUUAAAAUAUUAUCUGCACGGUUUGAAGAAGAAAUAACCAACACUUGGUUACACCUUUUUGAAGGCAGUAGGGUCCCAUAUGGCCCAAUCAACAAUAUGAAGAAUGUAUUUGCAGAACCCCAGGUGUUACACAAUGGCCUCAUUAUGGAAAUGAAACAUCCAACGGUGGGAAAGAUAUCAGUCCCAGGCCCAGCUGUGAGAUACAGUAAGUUCAAGAUGUCAGAGGCAAGGCCACCCCCCUUGCUUGGGCAGCACACAACGCACAUCCUGAAGGAGGCCCUCAGAUAUGAUGACAGGACCAUUGAUGAGCUGCUCAGGACUGGAGUAGUGCACCAACAUGAAGCCAAGUGACAAAGGAAAAAUGCUCUUUCUUAAAACCACAAUUGGAAUACACUUUUCCAGCAAAGACACUGUUCUUUCUGAACCCUUGUUCCCAAUUCUGGUGCUUGGUACUAAAAAGAGGAAUAAAUUCCAGAUUUCCUGCCUAGCAUUUUGUUCCUGUAUUAAUGAAUCUAGUGCUUUCUAUAUGUACCUUACCUUUCAUUCCUUACCAUUUUUCUCUCCAGAUAACAGAGUCACUGUGGAUUUGUAAGAUUUUUUGGUAAAGAUUUUUUUUUCUGGAAAAA
Molecule: messenger RNA, 1631 nt
Organism: Molossus molossus (Pallas's mastiff bat)
Lineage: Eukaryota; Metazoa; Chordata; Mammalia; Chiroptera; Molossidae
Gene: SUGCT
Product: succinyl-CoA:glutarate-CoA transferase
Exons: 14
Coding region: 49-1356 (435 amino acids)
Molecular function (GO): catalytic activity
Source: RefSeq, a predicted model, not a curated record